This is a messenger RNA of Sebastes umbrosus (honeycomb rockfish), 3135 nucleotides long. It is a transcript of the gene cfap20dc, whose product is annotated as CFAP20 domain containing. The coding region runs from base 408 to 2636 and encodes 742 amino acids. The record is from RefSeq and is a predicted model, not a curated record. NCBI's taxonomy places the organism in Eukaryota, Metazoa, Chordata, Actinopteri, Perciformes, Sebastidae. The transcript has 18 exons.
CUUCCUGUGUUAGCUAAACUGUUGUCAUACUACUGCGUCUUUACACCUUUUAUAUUACCUGCUUGUACAAAAUGAUAAGAUAAGUUGCUUUCCAGUGUAUCUGUCAGAUAUUAAAACUAUAUUUUAUCUCGGUAAACACGCACUUCAAUAUUGUUUUCAACAGUUGACGUGACGUCACGUAAGAUGUUCAGGAAUAAUUAUCAGGGUGGAGCUGUGGUGGAGAUCUUCACUGGACAAGGUAAAGACCCUGUAGCCAGAUGGAAACUGUAUGGAGGUCCGUCAGCCAUACAUAAGGGAGCCACUGGAGAGGAGCUAAAGAGCCGCAUGUGGCUCCGGAGCCGCAGGAGUACAAUAAAGAAGUCAAAGGGUUUGUUUACUGUCUGGAGGGCAGCAGCCAGACAGUCAAGAUGCAAAUGCCAGAGAAUGGGAAAAUGUCUCUCGGACUGCUCCAAAGAUUCUUGGUCCUUCAAGUGAAUAUUCCCCAGUGCAAAGACUUUUCCAUUGAGCUUGUGAUAACUGAUUCAGAGCAUCUGAAAAGAAGACUUCACUUAUCGACAGUACAUAAAGAGUUGUCUGCUACACUUUUGCACGCAAAGAUACCUUUUGUUGGACUGAAACGCAAUAUUUGGUCUACUUUGUGCGUCGACCUUGUAUCGUUCACCGGUGAGCUGUUCAAAGGGUUUUUGUCGCUGGAUGGCAUCACUUUGUUUGCUACCUGUAAAGUCCGCAGAAUCUUCACCAUGAAAACUGAACCUGCAGGAAUGUCACAUGAUGAUAUGUUUCUCAGUGGUGCUGGUCUCAUGGACUUGAUCCCUCGCAGUUGCCAGUUCCCACCAGAUGUGAACCACGUCACUCAGGUGUUGAACAUGGAGAAUUUGCGGAAGGCAGAUACAAGGGCUGGACUGUUGAGCUCUGACUGUGUUCCUGAUCAGUCUACCACUGCCAGAUCAACCAGUUAUCGACGCUCCAGGCCCCAGGGUGUUUUACACACAGCCUCAGGCUCCAGGGUUUCAGGGCCGCCUCCUCAAACUGGAAGAAAAAGCAGUGCAGCCCCAGACGGAACGGAUAGAAGUGUACUCUUUAUCUCAAUUGUGGGAUCCGCGUCCAGUAGAAUGAACCAAAAAGUUGCUGCAGAGAGUGAGAGCAAUGCCAAGCCGAGUGAGGAUUUAUCACACGGAGAACCUGCCCACAUUCUUCUUGAGGGAACACUAUGCAGUUUGCAACCCCAUCCCCCAAAAGACAAGCAGGGAUCCAAGAAGCUACGGGUCUACAGUGCUGGAAGAGAGAGGUUAGCAUCGUCAGCCUCUCCAGAUGCUGUAUCUGGUGGCCACAGACAGAGAAGUAAAACCAGAGAGAGGUGCACUCAUCCACCCAGUAGGCAAGAGAGCACGCAACACCCUCUGACCCUAACAGAGAAGACAAAGCAGCUAACGGCAGAUGAGCGUGUCUGCACUCCUGCCAAGGAGAGUUCACGAGCUGCUCCCACACCAGCAGAGCCUCUCCCCGGCUCGAUCUGUCCAGGUUCGUCCGGUGACCUGCGAGUCCGCAGCAGCUGGGAGAGUAACGAGGGGUGCGAGCCCCAGCUCACUCUGCAGGAGGAGGUGUUCACUUUCUCAUCCCAGCCACACUCGCCCAAACGAGGGCAAGGCCAGGGUGACCAGGAGAAGAUGGAGAUGGGAGAUGAUCAGGUUCAGAGCAAAAACGCGAAGCGGUAUGAGGCCCAGCCUGAGGAUGACUUUAUCGGCAGUGAAAGUGAUGAGGACAAGAGCUACUCCACGUUCAACACUGCUACUCCCAGAUCUCCAAGUCCAACUCUGGAUGUGCAACUUGAAAUCCAUCUUGAAUCUCACAACAUUGACCAAAUGACAGUGCUCAGACCAGCUACCACCGGUAUGCAGCCUCCAUCCAGUGGGAGAGCUGAACCAGCCGGGAUCGCUCCCACACGCUGCCUCUCACCCAGCGCGACACCCGGCAGACAGGAACUCAAGUGUUGCCCACGUGGAUCAGAGGUGGUGAACCAGGUUGUCGGUGAGAACAGCAGUGUAUCACUUUCAAGGAGACUCCUGCAAGAAGUUAAAUUGGAUGACUCCCCACAGCAAAAGGUGAUUGUUUUAAAGGAAAAAGAAGAUAACUCACUGACGCCUCUUGACUCCAGCGAUUACAACUCACACCUGCUUAGCAGUCCACGGAUGCACGGGAAUGAUGAUGACGAGCUUCGGAUGCUGGCAAGUCUAAAAAGGGAGCAGGAGGAAGAUGAAUGUAGAGCCUCAGGCAUAAGUGCAUCCCAGAUCCACCACUGUAAUGUCAGCAUCAGCAUGAGCAGCGACGACGCCUCUACCUGGACCCACAUCUCCACGCCAGCUAAUCAGGGUCAUCACUAUCAGAAGGAAAUGAACCCCCUCCUACAAUCAAACCCCAGGGAGUGGAUGGAUGUGCUCAGCCCUCCCAUCAUGCCUCCCAGCCAGCGGAGAAGGUCAGGCAACACUCGGAACAAUUUAGAAGAUCUAAUCGGAGGACGGGAUGAGUCGGUGAAUGAAGAGGAGAAGGAGGAGGACGAGUAUUUGAAUCUGCUCUAUGAUCCUUGCCUGAACUGCUAUUUUGAUCCAAAGACGGGGAAGUACUAUGAACUAGCUUGACUUGAAGCUCAAGAGAAUCUAGAUUAAUAAAUCAGAAGUUAUUGACAGAGGGUGAAUGGUUUCAUCAAUUUCUUGAGGCCUACAUGAAUAGCCCAAUUCACAAAAAAAUCCUUCCAUGUUGCUGCUUUUGUUUUUGAGAAACUAACGGGAGAUUCGAGUCUCCAUAAAUAGUCAUGUUAGUGUCUAAGGGAGUGGCACUCAUUAAAUCAGAUACAUGCUUUUUGCAAGAAAUGGAGUAGUUGCCCAUUCAGAAGCACAUCUGAUGGCAGAAAGGGUCUUUUUUUCGGAAGUCUUGGCUAGCAAAUUAAUAUGUGCGCCUUUUGAAAGAACAUCCUGGAGCUUCUUUUUACCAAGAAGAUUUCUGACAUGUUAAGUUUUUGCCUGGAUUAGUAUUACAGUAUAGCUCAUUUUUGUUCUUUAUUUAUCAUAAUGUGUGAAAAAAAAGUCAUUGAAAAUAUAUUGUGUGUAUAUAUUGUUUGAAUUAAAUGUGAAUUUAAGU